AUACCCCCCCACUUCCAUCCUCACCUUCCAACUAUCUUUGUCUCUCUACUUCUCUAUGGAACCCAAAUUGCACCUUUUCUUUUCAGCUCUUUGCUUCUACUUGGUUUCUGCAUAUGGAAACACUCUUCGCACUUACAUUGUUCAGUUGCACCCACAUGGUGUAACCAGUUCUUUGUUUCCUACUAAGUUUCUUUGGCAUCUCUCAUUUCUUGAUCAAACUCUUUCCUCCGAGGAAUACUCUUCGUCUCGUCUUCUUUACUCUUAUGGUUCUGCCAUGGAAGGGUUUGCAGCUCUGUUGACUGAAACCGAGAUAGAGUUAUUGCGAGGUUUGCCUGAUGUUGUUGCAGUCAGACCUGACCAGCUGCUUCAGCUUCAAACUACUUACUCUUACAAGUUCUUGGGACUUAGUUCCACUACAGAUGGUGCUUGGGUUAAAUCCGAAUUCGGUCGUGGAACGAUUAUUGGGGUGCUUGACACAGGUGUUUGGCCCGAGAGUCCUAGUUUCGCUGACCAGGGAAUGCCACCGGUUCCCAAAAGAUGGAAAGGGAUGUGCCAAGAAGGGCAAAACUUCAAGGCCACGAGUUGCAACCGUAAACUCAUCGGCGCUAGGUUCUUUAUAAAAGGUCAUCAUGUUUCCUCAGUGCCACCAUCAGAAAACAUGGUUGAUGAGUACAUAUCACCCAGGGAUUCCUCUGGGCAUGGAACUCAUACAUCAUCCACAGCUGGAGGAGUUUCUGUUCCAAUGGCAAGCGUGCUUGGUAAUGGUGCCGGUGUGGCCCGUGGAAUGGCACCUGGAGCCCACAUUGCAGUGUACAAAGUCUGCUGGUUCAAUGGCUGUUACAGCUCCGAUAUUCUAGCUGCAAUUGAUGUUGCAAUUGUGGAUGGAGUUGAUGUGCUUUCACUCUCUCUAGGUGGCUUCCCAUUGCCACUUUUUGAUGAUAGCAUAGCCAUUGGCAGUUUCCGAGCAGUCGAGCAAGGCAUAUCAGUGAUUUGUGCUGCAGGGAACAAUGGGCCAAUUCAAAGUUCAGUUGCCAAUAUAGCUCCUUGGAUUGCUACCAUUGGUGCUAGCACACUCGAUCGGAAGUUUCCAGCUAUAGUUCGGAUGGGCAAUGGAGAAUAUGUUUAUGGCGAGUCUUUGUUCCCUGGGAAGAGUUUACCGAUUGCCGAAAAGGAACUUGAACUGGUCUAUGUCACUGGUGGGAACAGUGGAAGUGAAUUUUGCUUUAGAGGGUCUCUUCCAAAAGAAAAAGUUAGAGGCAAAAUGGUUGUUUGUGACAGAGGUGUGAAUGGAAGAGCAGAAAAAGGUGUAGCUGUCAAAGAAGCUGGUGGUGCUGCCAUGAUAUUAGCCAAUACAGAGAUAAACCUCGAGGAAGACUCGGUUGAUGCUCAGGUCUUACCGGCAACAGAGAUCGGUUAUGCAGAGGCAGUACGUCUAAAAACUUACAUGAACACCACCAGUCAUCCUAGAGCUAGAAUCGUAUUCGGUGGAACUGUCAUAGGAAGGUCGCGAGCACCGGAAGUAGCACAAUUUUCAGCCAGAGGACCCAAUCUAUAUGAUUCUACAAUCCUCAAACCAGAUGUGAUUGCUCCAGGGGUUAAUAUCAUUGCUGCUUGGCCUCAAAACUUAGGUCCCACUGGCCUUCCAGAAGAUACUAGAAGAGUUAAUUUCACUGUCAUGUCGGGUACUUCCAUGGCAUGCCCUCAUGUUAGUGGAAUUGCAGCUUUGAUUCACUCAGCUCACCCAGGGUGGACCCCAGCAGCCAUUAAAUCUGCAAUAAUGACAUCUGCUGAUGCAAGUGACCAUAGGGGAAAACCAAUUAUGGAUGGAAGCAAACCAGCAGCUGUUUUUGCCAUUGGAGCAGGACAUGUAAACCCUAAUAGAGCCAUUGACCCUGGAUUGAUCUAUGAUAUCAAGCCAGAUGAGUAUGUCAUUCAUCUUUGCACCCUCGGAUACACAAGAUCAGAAAUCUUUACAAUCACACACAGGAAUAUCAGUUGCAGUGAGAUGUUAAAGAUGAACAGGGGUUUCAGCCUCAACUACCCCUCUAUUUCUGUAGCUUUCAAGCAUGGGGUGAAGAGUAAGAUGAUCACAAGGAGACUAACAAAUGUGGGGAAUCCUAAUUCUGUGUAUUCAGUGCAAGUGAAGCCUCCUGAGGGAGUCAAAGUGAGGGUCAAACCUAGAAGGCUAAUAUUCAAGCAUAUCAAUCAAAGUUUGAGUUACAGAAUAUGGGUAAUAUCAAGGAAGAAAACUCAAACAAAGAAGAUAAGCUAUGCAGAAGGGCAGUUGACAUGGAUGAAUGCUCGCAAUAGCUUCCACAGGGUUCGAAGCCCGAUUUCAGUCACUUGGAAGUAGUAGCAGCUUAGCCACCUACCUUUUUUCUUUCUAGUUCUUAUUUUAAUGUCUCAUUGGAAUAGCUUUAAAAAAGCAUGGUUUAUCUAUAUUUGAGUUGAGCAUAUACCAUGUUUUAAGUGAGAUUCAAACAGUACUGCCAAAAGCUCUUCAUCAUCAAAAUGAAGAGUGAAGCAAUAAUAACAACUGCUGUUUAAAAUACAUAAAUUGGGCUUUCAAGCUCUGCAUUAUUUGCUAUAG
Gossypium arboreum is the source of this 2590-nucleotide messenger RNA. RefSeq names its product subtilisin-like protease SBT1.2. The record is from RefSeq and is a predicted model, not a curated record. The transcript has a single exon. The coding region runs from base 56 to 2353 and encodes 765 amino acids. Gene Ontology annotation, molecular function: serine-type endopeptidase activity. NCBI's taxonomy places the organism in Eukaryota, Viridiplantae, Streptophyta, Magnoliopsida, Malvales, Malvaceae. Gene Ontology annotation, biological process: proteolysis.